Lutra lutra (Eurasian river otter) is the source of this 1405-nucleotide messenger RNA. It is a transcript of the gene SERPINA9, whose product is annotated as serpin family A member 9. Gene Ontology annotation, molecular function: serine-type endopeptidase inhibitor activity. The transcript is spliced from 5 exons. Lineage: Eukaryota; Metazoa; Chordata; Mammalia; Carnivora; Mustelidae. Gene Ontology annotation, biological process: negative regulation of endopeptidase activity. The record is from RefSeq and is a predicted model, not a curated record. Bases 118 to 1377 code for a protein of 419 amino acids.
CGGGGAGGUAAGUCAGAGCCCAGCCGGGAAGGACCUUGAAUGACAGGUACCUGGCCAUUCCUCCGGAGGUCAGUCAGGAGCCACUGAGGAAGCUGAGUAGACUUACCCCGUUCCAAAAUGGCAUCGACCUUUUAUGGAGUUUUCCUCAUUGUCAGCAUCUGCACUGUAAUCCGCUGUGUGCCCCCACCCGGGACCCCCAGCAAGGGAUCCCUCUGCCUGUCCUCCUCAAGGAGCACCGCCACCUCCCGGCUGCUGUCCUCCAGCAACACCAACUUUGCCUUCCGCCUGUACCGGAGGCUGGUUUUCAAGACUCCGGACCAGAAUGUCUUCUUCUCCCCACUGAGUGUCUCUGCUUCCCUGGCCAUGCUAUCCCUUGGGGCCCGCUCAGCCACCAAGACCCAGAUCCUCCAGAGCCUGGGGUUCAACCUCACACACGUGCCAGAGCCCGCCAUCCACCAGGCCUUCCAGCACCUGCUCCAGUCGCUCAGAGCCCCCAGCGAAGACCUGGACCUGAGGAUGGGGAGUGUCCUCUUCCUCAAAAAGGAGCUGCAGCUGCAGGCAAAUUUCUUGGACAACAUCAAGAGGCUGUAUGAGUCCAAAAUCUUUUCUAUAGAUUUCUCAAGCACCUCCACUGCCCGGGAGAAGAUCAACAGCUACGUGGAGAAGGAGACCAAAGGGAAGGUGGUAGACUUAAUCCAAGGCCUUGAACCUCUGACAGUCAUGGUCCUGGUGAACCACAUUUUCUUUAAAGCCAAGUGGGAAAAGCCCUUUAACCCUGGCUCUACGAGGAAGAGCUCCCCAUUCCUAGUGGGCAAGAAGACCACUGUGAAGGUCCCAAUGAUGCACCAGGUGGAAGAGUUUGCCUUUGGAGUGGAUCCAAAACUGAACUGCUCAGUGCUGCGGAUGGACUACGGCAGACACACCACAGCCUUCUUUGUCCUCCCUGGCCAGGGCAAGAUGAGGCAGCUGGAACAGGCUUUGUCAGCCAAGACACUGAGGAAUUGGAGCCACUUAUUCCAGAAAAGGUGGAUAGAGGUGUUCAUUCCAAAAUUCUCCAUUUCUGCCUCCUAUGACCUUGAAACCAUCCUCCCAAAGAUGGGCAUCCGGAAUGCCUUUGAUAGAAAUGCUGAUUUUUCCGGAAUUACAAAGAGAGACUUCCUGCAGCUUUCCAAAGCCGCCCACAAGGCUGUGCUGGAUGUCAGCGAGGAGGGUACCGAAGCCGCAGCGGCCACGGCCACCAAGCUCAUAGUCCGCUCGAAGGACGGCCCCUCUCACACCGUCGUCCGCUUUGAUCGGCCCUUCCUGCUGCUGCUGAUCAACAGAGCCACAGAGGCCAUUCUCUUCCUUGGGAAAGUUGAAAAUCCCACGAAAUUCUAGGUGGAAACCUCUUGCUGACGGAGUCCAC